AUGUUUGCUCUAACAGGUGACAAUCCAAACGCAGAAUCAGGAGAUAUUCACUUGCAACGAUUACCCCACAGUAGCACAGAUCAUCAUUCGAUCAGCAGAACCUCUGUGAAAAGCAAUGAUAAAUCAGAAGGCAGAUGUAAAGAAGUCGAAGAAAAACCCAAACAAGCACACAUGAGUGACAUGGAAAAGAUUUGGCAGAAUAUAGUGGAAAGGAUACAGAAUAAACAUCUGAAAAAAUUCUUAUGCCAUCGAGUGGAGCUUGCGUCAUUAUCCGUAUCAAGGGCCAAUGCAAUUGUUCAUUUAAUGUUCAAAAGCUCUGUGGACAAGGAGGCAGCCCAAAUUUCAGAACAAAGUAUAUCAAAAGCCCUUGAAAACGCCAUCGGAUGCCCUGUUACCGUGAAUAUGAGCCUUGAACCUGCCUCUGGGAUCAUUGAAGAAACUAGGAUCUCCAUAAAAAGCCAGGUGAUUAAUCCUAACCAGCAGCAGAGAACAUUUCUCACUGAAGCUGCAACACGCGGAAUUACAGCUCAGGAGUCAUCUUCUUCAUCAGAGAACCAAAGGGCCAUGAAGUUGAAAGACAGCUUAUUUUAUUCAGGGCAAGACAGAAGUCCAUCAGAAGGAAAAGAGACACAUGCAUCUCGGCCCCAACAGGUCUUACCCUUUCUCAGAUUAUGGACUCAGAAAAACCAAGUUGAUACAUGUGCAGAACCUGAAAGGGAUAUUUUAACAACGGACCAAACCUCAAUAGACACAGCCCAUAUCAUGACAGCCACCAAGCUUAAACACCAGUGGUUGUCAUUGUCCUCGAUUCCACAAAGUGAUGUAAGUGUAGAACCAUACAGUCAAGAUAUAUUGUUUGAGAAGGCAAACAGAGAAAGAGAAAGAGAAAGAAAGGCGAGGAAAAUCCCUAAGUUCCAGGGGGGGCACUCAAAGGCUACUAGAAAUCACCAAUUGCCAGACAGUGCAAUGGACGCGUAA
Messenger RNA from Ilex paraguariensis (yerba mate), 978 nucleotides. The record is from the annotation of a GenBank genome assembly. NCBI's taxonomy places the organism in Eukaryota, Viridiplantae, Streptophyta, Magnoliopsida, Aquifoliales, Aquifoliaceae.